Molecule: messenger RNA, 5894 nt
Organism: Tachysurus fulvidraco (yellow catfish)
Lineage: Eukaryota; Metazoa; Chordata; Actinopteri; Siluriformes; Bagridae
Gene: apba1a
Product: amyloid beta (A4) precursor protein-binding, family A, member 1a
Exons: 14
Coding region: 423-3155 (910 amino acids)
Biological process (GO): chemical synaptic transmission
Cellular component (GO): dendritic spine; cytoplasm; plasma membrane
Molecular function (GO): amyloid-beta binding; protein binding
Source: RefSeq, a predicted model, not a curated record
GAUUCGGAAGAUAGAUUCUGUCGUCAUGUUGCUCCGCCCACCGAUCCGUCAGUCGGCGCGCGAGGCACAGCAGAGACGGAGGAAGAUGGUGGAGCCGGGCGGGGCUCGUGUUCCGUUACACUGCUGAAAUAAGGCAGCCGAGCGCAGUUAAAUGUUUGGCUGUGGCUGAUACUGCACUAACCUGGUGCUGAGAGUCUUGGGGCUCAAUCCUUCCUCUGAGAAAAACAGCAAACCUGCAUCACUUUCCUCCAGGAGUGCUCUCUCUCUCUCUCUCUCUCUCUCUCUCUCUCUCUCUCUCUCUCUCUCUCUCUCUCUCUCUCUGACUGCAGGAUAGAUGAGCUUGGGAGGCCUUGCAUUGGUCUGUGCUGCUCCUGGCCUGGAGGAGAUCAUGCACUGAGUAUAAACCCUUGCUUGUCCUAGCUAUGAGCCAUCAGGAAGCACCGCUGGGCUACGAGCCAGUCGAGGCACCUGAAGCCGACCUGGGCCGUCGAGAGCAGUCCUCCUCCCAGCGCAGACGACACGAAAACUCGGGCCGCUCUCGCCAUCAUCACAGUGGGAAUGGCAGUGAGAACAACUACUCCCAGACUGGGUCACAGCGUCAACGGCGUCACGAGGGCUCCGAAGGGGCCGGGCGACCAAGAACCUCUCGCAGGAUGCCUGAUGAAGGUGACGUGGAACAGCAGCAAGUUCAGCGGCCUAUCCCACGCCCGGCGGUAAGCCGCUACCGCAGGCAAGGAGACACAGAGGCACGACUGAGGGCUCAGCAGCAGCGGCAGAGGCAGAGAGAGAGGGAAAGACAACAAAGGGAGGCAGAAAGAGCUGAGCAACAGCGAAUGGAGGACGAAGAGGACGACCACAGUGAACUGGCACGCUCUGCAAGUACAGAGAGUGGUUUUCACAACCACACAGACCAGGCCGAGGGUGACGCCGUCAUGGCGCUGGAGGCCGAACCCGAGGACGAGGGUAUGUACGGUGUUGCACUACGACCUGAAGCAGAAGAAUACUCAGAGAAUGCGGAAUCCGAGCAGCAGCCCCAGUAUCCUCCCCAGCCUCCUCCACUUCCUCAUGAGCCCCUGCAAAACAUGGAGCGGCCAACCAGACACAACACUGAGGCACUCAACCCCGGUUACUCCAACUAUGUUUACACCCAGCCUCGGCCUGAUGAUCAGCCCUAUUCCGAGCCCUAUGCUGAUUACGGAGUCCAGGAGCAUGUGUACGAGGAGAUUGCAGAAGCCCCUGAAGGAGACAUGCCUCAGCAGCGUCGUGCCGGGCUCCGGCUUAUGGACCGUGAUUCGUUUGGGCAGCAGGAGGCUGUGGGGUCCAGACUCCACCACUAUGAUGAGCGCUCGGACGGUGAAUCCGACAGUCCCGAGAAGGAAGCUGAGUUUGCUCCUUACCCACGCACUGACAGCUGUGAGCAGGACGAGGAUGUUGAGCAUAUCGAGGAUGAAGGGAAUAAGAGUUUGAGCUUACAGAGCCUGGAGCACCCUGCAGCAGAACAGGAAGCAGUCAGACACAAAGAAGAAGAGCAGGACGAGGAGGGAAAGCUUCGGGAGUCAGUGAACGAGGGAGGGAAAGGAGAGGAUGGCAAAACCCUCAUAAGCAGCCCCUCUGAGGAGUCAGCUCAGAUCAGAAGCAGUAGACAGAAGAGGGACGCCAUCUCUCUGGCUAUCAAAGACAUCAAGGAGGCCAUCGAGGAGGUGAAGAGCAGGACGGUGCGUUCACCCUACACACCAGACGAACCCAAAGAGCCUAUCUGGGUGAUGAGACAAGACUUGAGCCCCAGCAUGGAGUCGGACCUGCAGCCACCACUAGGGGGAGAUUCUCCAGGCCCAGCCUCCACCUCUCCGCAGGGGGCGGAGUCUUCCAGCAGCAACCUGCUGCAGCAUGAGGGAAGUGAAAACUUUGAGUCUCCAUCUCCUGCUAGCAAAGAGUCGAGGAGGAGCAUUGCUUCAUUCCCAACAUAUGUGGAAGUUCCAGGCCCAUGUGACCCAGAGGACCUCAUCGACGGCAUCAUUUUUGCUGCAAACUACCUGGGCUCGACGCAGCUGCUGUCAGACAAGACACCGUCGAAGAACGUGCGCAUGAUGCAGGCUCAGGAGGCCGUCAGUCGCAUUAAGACGGCUCAGAAAUUAGCCAAAAACAGGAAGAAGCAGGCCCCUGAGGGUGAGACACAGCCCAUGACAGAGGUGGACCUCUUCAUUUCCACUCAAAGAAUCAAAGUACUGAAUGCUGACUCUCAGGAGACCAUGAUGGACCACCCAUUAAGGACCAUUUCUUACAUCGCUGACAUUGGGAACAUUGUGGUUCUGAUGGCCAGGAGGAGAAUGCCUCGCUCCGACUCUCAGGAGAAUAUGGAGGCGUCUGAUCCAGCCCAAGAUGAAAAGCGGCAGUACAAGAUGAUCUGUCAUGUGUUUGAAUCUGAAGAUGCCCAACUCAUAGCACAGUCCAUUGGCCAGGCUUUCAGUGUAGCAUAUCAGGAAUUCCUGCGUGCCAAUGGUAUCAACCCUGAGGACCUGAGCCAGAAAGAGUACAGUGACCUGCUUAACACACAGGACAUGUACAAUGAUGACCUCAUACACUUCUCCAAGUCAGAGAACUGUAAAGACGUUUACAUAGAGAAGCAGAAAGGAGAGAUCCUAGGAGUGGUGAUUGUUGAGUCAGGCUGGGGCUCCAUUCUUCCUACAGUCAUCAUUGCUAACAUGAUGCAUGCUGGACCAGCAGAAAAAUCUGGAAGACUAAAUAUUGGAGACCAGAUCAUGUCUAUCAAUGGCACCAGUCUGGUUGGACUUCCUCUCUCCACCUGUCAGAGCAUCAUCAAGGGGCUGAAGAACCAGUCCAGGAUCAAGCUGAACAUUGUGCGAUGCCCACCAGUCACCACUGUGCUCAUCAGAAGGCCAGACCUGAGAUACCAGUUAGGAUUCAGUGUGCAGAAUGGCAUUAUUUGCAGCCUUAUGAGAGGAGGGAUAGCUGAACGAGGUGGCGUUCGUGUUGGUCACCGCAUCAUUGAAAUCAACGGACAGAGUGUGGUUGCGACUCCUCAUGAAAAGAUUGUACACAUUCUGUCCAAUGCAGUUGGUGAGAUUCACAUGAAGACUAUGCCCGCUGCCAUGUACCGCUUGUUAACAGCCCAGGAGCAGCCAGUUUACAUCUAAAAGCCACAAAAAUACCCUCAACCUUCUGAGCUCACCUCACCUCACCUCACCUAACCUCACCCUGAUCUUUAUCCUGUGGACUGAUGAUUGUGUGAGUGUAUCCAUGUCCACUAUUUAUCCACAGUGUUUCACUUUCUCCCUACUGCCUGUCACCUUCCUGUCAGCAGAAGGCUUUCAGCCUGUAAAACCUCUAGUUCUGCACACGUCUCCCCAUCAAGGUGGAAGAUCCUGACCCAGACCGCUCAGUGACAACAUUCCCAAACCUCCACUGAUUAGAAUUCAUAUUUACACUAUUAAAUUCUGAUAAAAGUUUCACACUGUUUAGAAAUCCAGUGAGUUCGAUGUUAUUUAUGGAAACUUGUUAUUUUUUUUUUCCUCAUGUGAUUUAAUUGAACCUGGCAACCAUCAAACAUUCCAGCUUUAUUUUCUUCCAUUCACGUUAUAAACCUGCAGCUGUUAGCCGUUAGAUGGUGGAGAAGCGGACUAAACUUUUCUGAGGAUCUGCAGGCUUUAAGUGCGCAUUCCUCCCAGUAACGGCAAAUUAUAAUAAACAGAACCGUGUGCUUUGUGGUCUCACACACACAGAAGGGGUUCUCAGACAUUUCAUCAAAGACCCCCUUACCUAAAAUCCACAGACAUUCUCAGUACACAUUUCUUUUACAAACUAACACAUAACCUAGCUACAAUAUUCCAAACCAGUACAAUAAAUUGUCAUUUCGAUUCCAGUUGCUAUCAUAAAUUUGAUAAUGGUGGGUUUGCACAAUGUGGCCUUAAAAUAGUGAUGCCAUACAAAAACAACUUAGAGUUGAUCAAAUCAUAAUGCAGCACAGAGAAACAUAAGACGAACUUAUGUAGCGGUGAGAUGUGAAGACCAUUUAGUCAGAAUUAGAAUUUAGUCUGGAAAUAAAAAUGUGAAAAUGAUGUACAAGUUUCAGAAUGAUUGUGACCAGAGUUUUGUCUGGAUUUUGUCCCUAAUUUUGUGACAUUUCAUGGUGACUGAAUAAUUUCUGCUUUUAUUUUUUUUUUCUAGUGUACAGAACGCAUUUUCUUUUUUCUUUCUCAAAUUUUUCUUAUUGAUCCUUUAUGUUCGAGGAUAAUUCUGUUUGUAUGUGUACUAAGUAUUUAAUUUUGUUUGGAAAUAUAUUUAUACUUGAACAAUAUUAUUUGAAGAAAUAUGUUUAUAAAGGGUUAUAAGUCAUAAACUGGCCUGUCUUUAAGAGUAUGAUUUUAUUUUUGUUUGAAGUUAAAAUCAAAUGUCUAUUCUGCUUUUUAAUUCUUCACCAUUUGACGUUUUGAUUCCUUGUGUUAGUGGUUGGCCAGAAGCUCUUCAGUGUUCUGCCCUUAUAAAUGUGAUAGACUGCAAGUUCUCCUAAGACUUAAAAGCUUUUAGUGCAUCUUUCACUGCCCUGGCUGAUCUCCACUAAGUCACAAAUUUUACAAUACAACUGAUACUGUGAUAGAAAUGAUGUUGUGAAAUGCUUGGUACUGGUGUAUCAGUAAUACCGCAGGUAUAGGUGCGUAUUUGAAGCAUUGUGAUGUUAAUGGUACCAUGGAUUAAAGUCUAUAUUCACAAUCACAGGCCACAUUAUUGCUGCAGUACGUCCGUGUCAUAUAUCCAAACGUGGCUUUUGUACACACACACGCACACAUAUGCGCACUGCUUUCUGUCUCAUCUCUAAACAUCCUUGCCUUACAACUGCUGUAAUUUCCAUGGAUGCACAAGCAGGACGGUUUCACAGUACUUUUCUUAAGCAUGGUCUAUCAUGUCCUUGGUAUGCAUUCAUGCUAGUAGUGGGUGUGAUGUGUGAUGACAAAUUACUCCAUGGACAGAAAAAACAAAACAAAAAAAAAAAAACCAGCUACAUAACUGCAUAUAAAUAUAUAUUUAUAUACGCACAUACAUUUCAGUAUACACAUCCAGUGAUUGUGUAUAUACAGUAUGUACAUUUAAGAUUUGCAAAGCAGCAGGCAAGAAAGAAAGAGAGACUCGUGUAGUACUCUUUUCCAUUUGCUCUUUAUCUCGGUGCCGGAGGAUUUCUGCAGUUUCUGGAGCGUGACGACGACAAACACACGGAAAUUGUCAUCCAAGUUAGGUCAGUAUGAUUGCAUUAAGCUGACGUGUGACAUUUAAUCCAGCUCCAGUGAACAGGUUCAUUUUUUGCAAAUUCAAACUGUACUUCAGUUCUGAUUCAUUUAUUAAAAUAUAAAUGUCAUUACUGCAGUUCUGUGUAUACAAACAAGGCCACAUAUAUGCAAGCUUUAAUGAUGUUGUUGGCUUUGGAUGGGUUUACAUGAGAGAAUAUAUCAAAAAUCACUGUAUGUGCAGCUUUAUGGUCUCUGGUGAAACACAGUCAAGACUAAAAUUCCCUCCCCCCCCCCCAAAAAAAACCACACUGAACACAGAUGUGAAGUACGCAAUGGUGUCAGUGCUGCGAGAGUAAACACAGGGCCUCGUGUUGUUGUUAUAAUUAGGAGAUAAAGACGAUAAAGAUACAGAGUAGAUGGUGGGUUUGACUAGUGUUUCUUAUGCACUCGCUCUGAAUGUAUUUAAACUUAUAUCUAUGUUUGUCUAUAUGGUAAAGAAAUAGGGAAAAAAAAUACCACUUUCUGUAAAGCAAUGGCAAUGUUUAUUUAUUUGCGAGCUUUUUCUGUGAUGAAUCAUUGAGCCACAUUCCUGCACCAUAGCAGGAAUGUUUGUAACAGUAUUUACGACAAUAAAUGACUUAAUGAGAAAAUCUA